AAAAACAACGGAAAAAACUAAGAGGGACCAAGAAAAAAAAAGAAGAAAAAUUGGAGGAAAAAGUUGAAAAGUCCAUCAGUUUUUCGUACUUCUCCACAAUUAAAUUAAAUUAAAUUAACAACAAGGGAUUUGAUUUGCGUGAUCAUUUGGGGGAAAAAAAAAAGAAAUUCCAAAAAUGAAAAUGAAACUGAAAAGAUUUGCAUCAAUUCCAGUUCUAUCAGUGGUUAUUUUAGUAGGAUUCGUUCAUUAUGUGACGGUAUUUGUAUUCAUCGAAGAUUGGUUCGGAUUGCGGAGCUCAGCUGGUUUGCUAAACUCUCUGAUCUUCACUUUCUGGGGUUUUCUGUGUGUUUUCUCACUCUUAGUGUGUGUUCUUCGUGAUCCUGGCCGCGUCCCAUCUCGUUAUGUGCCUGAUGUUGAAGAUAAUCAAACUCAAAAUGGCGCGAAUCAAAGGAACUGCGACAAGUGCUCCGCUCACAAACCUCCGAGAGCUCACCAUUGUCGUGUCUGCAGAAGGUGUGUUCUGAGAAUGGAUCACCACUGUUCAUGGAUUAAUAACUGCGUGGGCCACAGAAACUACAAGUCGUAUCUUCUUCUAAUAUUCUACGCAUUUAUUGCAAGCACUUACUCUGCGAUCAUUAUAAUUGGCAGCGCACUUAACAAAGACUGGGAGUCCACCAUAAAUCGUAAUCUCAAGGCAUUUCACAUAGGUUGUGGAGUUUUAAGUGUGAGUCUAAGUGCGAUGCUUGGAACUCUAUUGGCAUGGCAUGUAUACCUCACUUCACAUAACAUGACAACUAUAGAGCACCACGAAGUAAAACGAGCUGCAUGGUUAGCGAGGAAAUCUGGACUCGUUUAUCACCACCCGUAUGAUGUUGGUUUUUACAAAAAUAUUUCCUUGGUGUUGGGACCAGACAUGCUAAAAUGGCUAUGGCCGACAUCAGUCAGUCAUAUCAAAGACGGGCUUAGCUUCCCGACUAUACGUGAUAGCUCGUGAAAACGGUUGUUUUUCCAGAGUGGCUAUUGCGUAAUAUCAUUUUUAUGGUGACACAUUCAUGCUCUCAGGCUAUAAAAACUAGUAAGUAGUUUUUUUUUUUUGAACAUUGAAAACCUUAUGCUGGGUUUUUUUGAAAAUACGUUGUGAUGUUUUGCCCCUUGGAUAAUUCAUUUGGAAACGUUGUACAGAUUGUAAAAGAUCGUAUAGUCGAAAAUAGGAGAAGUUAGAACUUUUGUGGUGUUAUAACUAUGGAAAAUGGAGAAAUGAGUUGUGAAAUUAGAAGGCAAGAACAAGAUAUAUAUAUAGAAGUAAUGUAGAAAAAAAGAUUUUUUUUGUGGGAAAUUUGUAUCUUUACCUAUAAGAUUGCACUUGAGUUCAUACUUGGUUUUCA
This is a messenger RNA of Erythranthe guttata (spotted monkey flower), 1385 nucleotides long. Its product is annotated as DHHC-type zinc finger family protein. The record is from RefSeq and is a predicted model, not a curated record. NCBI's taxonomy places the organism in Eukaryota, Viridiplantae, Streptophyta, Magnoliopsida, Lamiales, Phrymaceae. Gene Ontology annotation, molecular function: palmitoyltransferase activity.